Trichoderma gamsii is the source of this 507-nucleotide messenger RNA. RefSeq lists its product as hypothetical. Gene Ontology annotation, molecular function: structural constituent of cell wall. Gene Ontology annotation, biological process: fungal-type cell wall organization. The transcript has 3 exons. The record is from RefSeq and is a predicted model, not a curated record. Gene Ontology annotation, cellular component: fungal-type cell wall. Bases 1 to 507 code for a protein of 168 amino acids. NCBI's taxonomy places the organism in Eukaryota, Fungi, Ascomycota, Sordariomycetes, Hypocreales, Hypocreaceae.
AUGAAGUUCACCGCUGCUGUCGCUCUCGCCGCCGUUGGCGUUUCCGCCGUCUACGUUCCUCCUAGCAACGUCACCGUCGUUACCGAGGUCGUCGACACCUACACCACCUUCUGCCCCUUCGCUACCCAGAUCACCCACGGCAGCAAGACCUACACCGUCACUGAGCCCACCACUCUGACCAUCACUGACUGCCCUUGCACCAUCACCCGCCCGGUCACCACCGUCAGCAGCGUUCUCUGCAACACCUGCGGUGCUGCUGCUCCUACUGGUGCCGUUCCCACUGGCGGCAACGGUGGCUCUGUCCCCCCUGCCUUCACCAACAGCACCAUCAGCUCCCCCACCCAGGCUCCUCCUGCUGGCGGCAACGCUGCUCCCACUGGUCCUGCUGGCACCGGUGCCGGUGUUCCCACCGCUCCUCCCGCCAUCCCCACCGGCGCUGCCUCCAAGGCCGUCCUCUCCGGAGCCGGCCUGGCCGGUAUCGUCGGUCUGGCCGCUUUCGUCCUGUAA